CCCUAACUCCCGCACCGGCUCUUCAGCAUCAUACGUAAAAUAAAUAAAUAAAAUGCAAAUCAUUUCUUUAAAAAAAAAAAAAAAAAAAACACCAGAGAAGACCGGACAAGCAGCACAAUAAAACAGACUCGGGUGUGAAGGAUGUAAAGCCAAAGGGGGUGGAGUGAAGAACAGGAUGGAGUGCUCCUGGAAGACUGUGUUGCUGCUGGUGUGUGCUUCACUGGGGGUCCAGUACACGGCCAUUCGCACCCUGAGGGACUCGCUGUCUGGACCCUGUCAGAGUGUCCACCGGUGUCAGAACAGACGUCACAGAGAAUCCAAUUGGAGAACCUUGUGUGAUGAGAGUUGGAUGUCCAUGGAAUCCCCUCGGAAGCAUAUCCUGCUCUUUGCCACAACACGCAGUGGUUCGUCUUUCACCGGUCAGCUGCUCAACCAGCACCCUGAGAUCUUUUACAUGUUUGAACCUCUCUACCACAUCCAGCAGGCCUUCACAAACUCCAGCGGCAGGAUGCGUCGUUCUUUGGACCGCCGGGCCCUCCUGGGAGCAUACAGAGACCUCCUGCUCAACUUGUACAACUGCGACCUUCACUUUAUGGAGAGUUACAUUCGCCCUGAGCCCCAGGACCAUGUCACUAAUUCCUUCUUUCGUAGAAGCUCUAGUCAUGCCCUUUGUUCUCCUCCAGUGUGUCUGGAAGGAGGGGAAGGAGCGACACCUGAUUCACCUGAAGACAGUUGGUGUUCCAAGAAGUGCGGUGCGUUGAACCUCACCUUAGCGUCAAAGUCAUGUCUGUCCAGAGGCCAGGUAGCCAUAAAGACUGUUCGGAUCCCCGAGGUGGGGGACCUGAGAACUUUGGCCGAAGAUCCACGUCUGGACCUGAAGAUCAUCCACCUGGUGAGGGACCCUAGAGCCAUUCUCGCCUCACGCAUGACAGCGUUUUCAGAUCAAUUCCGUGCUUGGAAAAUAUGGAACGCGACAGGGCGGCAACCGCGAUACGUGGACCUAUCCCAGAUAACCAGCACCUGCCAGGACAUGGUGGCAUCUGCAGAAGCAGGCUUGCGGAGACCGACUUGGCUGCAGGGCCGCUACCGCUUAGUAAGAUAUGAAGACCUAGCAUUUAACCCGAAGCACAGGGCCAACGAGCUCUACCAGUUUAUUGGCCUAGAGAUGGAGGACAGGGUGCAAACAUGGAUCGAGAGGAACACCAACAGCAAUCUGUCCGCUCCAUUCGAAUGGAAUUACAAGUACUCCACCACCAGAGACUCCAGAAUGACGGCUGAGAGUUGGAGGCUUCGUCUGGGCUAUGAUAUUGUCAGGACCGUGCAGAAUCUGUGUAACGACACUUUGGCCCUGCUGGGAUACAAACGCGUUCGUUCUGCAGCCCAAUUAAGAAACUUGUCCUAUAGUCUAGUGGCGCCCGUCACUUUUCAACCCGACCUUUCCCAAACUUGGGUCACAACCAAAAACGGCCAGGCAAGCACAUAAUUGAUCUUUGUUUUUUUUAAAUCAUUGAUUCACGUGCGGCACGGUGGACGACCGGUGAGAACAUUUGCCUCACAGUUCUGAGGGCCCGGCUUCAAAUCCGGCCCCGCCUGUGUGGAGUUUCUCCGGGCUCUCCGGUUUCCUCCCACAUCCCAAAAACAUGCGAGGUAGGUUCAUUGAAAACUCUCAAUUGCCCGUAGGCGUGAAUGUGAGUGCGAAUGGUUGUUUGUUUAAAUGUGCCCUGCGAUUAGCUGGCAACCGGUUCAGGGUGUAACCCGGCUUCUGCCUGCAGUUAGCUGGGAUAGGCUCCAGCACGACCGCAACCCUAGUGAGGAGAAGCGGUACAGAAAAUGCAUGGAUGGCUGGAUGGAUGAUGUACGUAUGUGCAGAUGUCAACAUUACUAAGAUUGGGUUCUCAUUUGGAUCUUGGACUGAAAGGGUUUGGGAAACCCUCAAAUCAGUCGUCAGAUCGAAAAAAAAAUCAAUACAAAGUGGUACAAUGUACCUCUGUUACGCAUUUAUAUAUUUAUGCAGGUGAUUCGGUGCUCCGUCAUGAAAAAAAUAAUGAAACGAAAUACAUGAUUUAUGUAAAUAUCGUAUUUGCUAUUUGAGUACUGAUGUGCCGGGUAUCAAAAUGUGCGACAUUUGCACAGAGCUAAACUAAAUUGCACAGUAUAUGGCUGUGUGUUGUAUAUAUGAGUGCAUAGGUUUUUUCCAUUUAUUAUUCUGUUAUUGUAAAAAAAAAAUAUAUAUAU
Phycodurus eques (leafy seadragon) is the source of this 2235-nucleotide messenger RNA. RefSeq names its product Carbohydrate sulfotransferase 1-like. Gene Ontology annotation, molecular function: keratan sulfotransferase activity; N-acetylglucosamine 6-O-sulfotransferase activity. The record is from RefSeq and is a predicted model, not a curated record. Gene Ontology annotation, biological process: N-acetylglucosamine metabolic process; keratan sulfate proteoglycan metabolic process. The coding region runs from base 176 to 1483 and encodes 435 amino acids. The transcript has 3 exons. NCBI's taxonomy places the organism in Eukaryota, Metazoa, Chordata, Actinopteri, Syngnathiformes, Syngnathidae.